This is a messenger RNA of Branchiostoma floridae (Florida lancelet), 1862 nucleotides long. RefSeq names its product collagen alpha-1(XII) chain-like. The transcript is spliced from 13 exons. The record is from RefSeq and is a predicted model, not a curated record. Gene Ontology annotation, molecular function: protein binding. Lineage: Eukaryota; Metazoa; Chordata; Leptocardii; Amphioxiformes; Branchiostomatidae. The coding region runs from base 165 to 1349 and encodes 394 amino acids.
CCCCGACAGAUUUCCCGUUCAUCAGUGGCCUGAGUACGGAGUGGCGAGAAUACAGUGAGCUGAAUUCGACACGACUCGACCUGACUGAGGUUUGAAGUAACUGAUUUCACGGUUAUUUUGCCGGUGAUUUCACCAGGCGGUAUCCCGUUUCCGACAGAAGAAAAAUGCUGUGGAAACUGUUGCUGCCCACUCUGCUGAUGUUCGUCGCCAUCCGCGAGACAAUCGGCCAAGACUACUAUGGGGAAGGGGACUAUGGGGACGGGGACCCGCUCGUUGGGUUAGACCCGCUCGCUGGGGACGGUGGGUUCACUGGGGGCGCUGGAGGCGCUGGGGGCGACGCGGGCGCUGGGGACACCGUCGACCCGAACCCACCGACGCCCGCGCCCGAACCGAACCCACCGACGCCCGCGCCCGAACCGAACCCACCGACGCCCGCGCCCGAACCCGACCCGUUCGCCAACCGGCCGGUCCUGCCCGAUGGCCCGGGACCAGCUUGCUCCAUGGACGUCGUUCUCAUUGUGGACGAAUCCUCGAGCAUGUCGGUUUCCUGGUUCGAUCGCGUCAAGCAGUUCCUGGUCGACUUUAUAGGCUGCUUCUCCUUCCAUCAUGACGUCUGGAUAGGAGUAAUUCCAUACGAGUGCGUGCCGAGGACAUACUUUCCUCUGAGCCCACCUUUCGGCUCCUUCAUCUUCGACCACCUGAUGAAGAAGGGGGGCCUGAGCCGACCAGGCGUGGCCAUUCGCUUCAUGAAGGAUACGACAAGUUUCCGUGACGGGGUCCCCUCGGCGGCGGUAGUCAUUACGGACGGAUCAGCUCAGAGCGACAGUGAAGGACAGGUACAGGACGACUACGCGGCGCAGGCUGCCGAGGCCAGGGACGCCGGAAUCCAGCUGUACGCUGUGAGUGUUGGAGACGAGGUGGACGACGCUGCGCUUCAGGCCAUCGCCGGGAGCUCCGACCGCGUGUUCGACAGCGACAUCCCCUGCAAAGUCGCCUUCCGGAUACUGGCGGACCUCUGCACGUUAUCAGGUGUCCCCGGCUGUGUGUCGUUUGAGGGAGACUCCAUCCUUCCUCUGGGGACAUCUUACCAGCCGGAGACGGACGGUUGCAUCACGUGCACCUGCUCGGACGACGGGCACAUGAUGUGCUCGGGCGUGGGCUGCCCGCUGAGGUAUCCGCCCUGCAGUAACGAAGUGAACAUCGCGGGCCGCUGCUGUCCGGACUGUGUCGAUGACGGUCCUGUUCCGGUCGGCUGUUGGUACAACGACAUCCUCAUUCCCAUCGGGAUAGAGUACAAGCCUAACGACUGCAUGACCUGCACCUGCCCCGCCCCGGGAGAGGAGCCGUAGUGCGCGAGCAUUUCCUGCAUAGCUCUGCACUGCGCCAACCCCGUGAAGAUCGUGGGGCAGUGCUGCCCGGUGUGUGCCGGCUGUGCGUACCCGUACCCCUAUGGAGACGUCCUCAUCCCUGCGGGGUCUACUUAUCAGCCGGAUCCCUGCACGCAUUGUUUCUGCGACGCCGCCGGAGGACGGCCGAUAUGUGCCGUCCAGGACUGCGCGCUUCCGCCCUGCAACAACCCCGUGCGCGUCCCGGGACAAUGCUGCCCUGUGUGCGAGGACAUCGGCUGUCGGUACCAGGACCGUCUCAUCCUGCCGGGCCAACAUUACAAGGUGGAUUCCUGCAUGUCGUGCACCUGCCACGACCCCGGAAUGGACCCCAUGUGCGUCACCCCGGGCUGCAUGCCUCCGCCGUGCGACUACCCCGUGCGGAUCGCAGGGCAGUGCUGUCCAGUCUGUGAUGCUCCGGCUGGCUGUUGGCUCCGGGAGGAAAACGUCAUCAUUCCCGUGGGGACCGAUUACACG